AUGGGAGAAAAUUUUAAUGAUUGCCAAGUUAUUAAUCUUAAUAUUGGUGGUACAAAAUAUAUGACUACUGUAAGAACAUUAAUGAGAGAAGAAAAUACUUUUUUUACUGAUAUAUUAAAAUCAGAUGGUAAUCAACAUGAAAAUGUUGCUACCAAACUUCCUGAUGGCACUUAUUUUAUUGACCGUGAUGGAGAACUUUUUGUUUAUAUUCUUGACUAUAUGAGAACUGGAAAAUUGUUACUUCCUGAUAAUUUUAAAGAUACGGCAAGAUUAAAAGAGGAAGUUAUGUUUUACAAACUUGAAAACAUGAAUGAACUCCUAUUACCAUAUUUUAAUCUUAAAUAUCCUGGGCGUCUUGGUAAUGGACAAGUUAGUGAAAAUACUGUUUUACAAAAUACUUGUGAAACUGGAGGGUUUAUUACUCUUGGAUAUAGGGGAACAUUUGCUUUUGGGAGAGAUGGACAAGCUGAUGUUAAAUUUAGAAAAUUACAUCGUAUACUUGUAUGUGGAAAAGUAGCGUUAUGCCGUGAAGUAUUUGCUGAUACACUUAAUGAAAGUAGAGAUCCUGAUCGAGAAGGAAGUGAAAGAUAUACUUCAAGACUAUACUUAAAACAUCAAUGUUUAGAAAGAGCAUGUGAUAAUUUAGCUGAGAAGGGAUUUAAACUUGUCGCAACUUGCUCUUCUGGUGCUAAUGGAUUAGCAACUGCUGGAUUUUCUGUUUUAGGAGCUCAAAUAAAUACUGGAGCACAAGAUUUUGUCAAUCAACGUAAUAGUGGAGAUUUUGAAGAACAAAGAUGGGCACAUUAUACAGAAUAUGUUUUUUAUAGAGAACCACAAUUAGCUACAAGUGUUAUGGGAAGCGACAGCAAGUAA
Molecule: messenger RNA, 873 nt
Organism: Strongyloides ratti
Lineage: Eukaryota; Metazoa; Nematoda; Chromadorea; Rhabditida; Strongyloididae
Product: BTB/POZ-like domain and Potassium channel tetramerisation-type BTB domain and BTB/POZ fold domain-containing protein
Exons: 3
Coding region: 1-873 (290 amino acids)
Biological process (GO): protein homooligomerization
Molecular function (GO): protein binding
Source: RefSeq, a predicted model, not a curated record